AUGCCAAUAGGGUCUACUAGAAUUGGUGUCGUCUGCUUUCGCUGUUAUCAGCCGGGUCACUACAAGGCAGAAUGUCCACAGACAUCCGUUAAUUCAGGUGUAUGUUUUGGUUUGGCCAAUAGGGCCAUAGGGUUAAGGAUUGUCCAAAUCAGGGAACAGGCACUGGUAAUAGCAGAGGGUCACAACAAAGGCCGACACAGGUUAGAGGUCAGUUGCAUAGAUCAUGCGUUAUGUGUCGAUAUGCCAGUUGGGGUUUUAGUGUCCUUGAGUAGAGUUGUGAGGCAUUGUUCUAUCGUGAUAGCUGGACAGACUUUUGUGUUUGACCUUAUCCUCCUUGAGAUGACUAACUUUGAUGUUAUUCUCAAGAUGGAUUGGGUUCGUAGACGAGGUUGUGGUGACUACUUCUUCGCUAGUUUAUUAUCUAAAGAAGAUGAUGUUGUGGAAAAUGAUUAUCCGGCGGUUGUUCGUGACUUUUUGGAUGUUUUUCUGGAAGACUUGACGGAAUUACCUCCUAGAAGGGAGAUAGAGUUUACUAUUGAUUUUAUGCCCGGUACCGCGCCAAUUUCUAUGGCACUGUAUCGUAUGGCACCAGUGGAAUUAGAAGAAUUAAAUAAACAGCUUGAUGAUUUAAAGAUGAAGGGUUUUAUCUGA
Molecule: messenger RNA, 651 nt
Organism: Cornus florida
Lineage: Eukaryota; Viridiplantae; Streptophyta; Magnoliopsida; Cornales; Cornaceae
Exons: 3
Coding region: 1-651 (216 amino acids)
Molecular function (GO): zinc ion binding; nucleic acid binding
Source: RefSeq, a predicted model, not a curated record